Molecule: messenger RNA, 1335 nt
Organism: Zingiber officinale
Lineage: Eukaryota; Viridiplantae; Streptophyta; Magnoliopsida; Zingiberales; Zingiberaceae
Product: protein GL2-INTERACTING REPRESSOR 2-like
Exons: 3
Coding region: 182-511 (109 amino acids)
Source: RefSeq, a predicted model, not a curated record
UUCGUUCCCAGCACCUUCAUAUUUCCUAUAAAUGUAAAGGUUUCCGGUGGGGUUGUUGGUCAAAAUUAAGUAGCUCCGGCGGUGCUCCGGUCAUCUCCCUCCACGGUUAUUUUUCGAGGUUGCUCGCCGAGAAUUGCGGUUUCAGGGGGGUUCAGUCGAGGAUUCUUAGUUCGACGGCGAGAUGAGCUGGAACCGGGGAGGGCAGAAGCUGGACCUGAAGCUGAACCUGUCGCUGGUGCCGACGGCGCCGCGCGGGGAAGCGUCGAGGAGGAGGGGGGCGGCGGAGAACGAGGAGGCAUCUUCGCCGAGCUCGUGCCUGUCGUCGGAGGCGGAGCAGGGGAGCCCGGGGGAGGCGGCGUCGAUGGUGGUGGGCGGGUGCCCGCGCUGCCUCAUGUACGUGAUGCUCUCCGCCGCCGACCUCCGGUGCCCCAAGUGCGGCACCCCCGUCCUCUUCGACUUCUGCGCCGCCGGCGGCGCCUCCGCUAAGAGCUGCAACAAGCGCAGGGCAUGAAGUGGACCUGAUCAUGUUAAUUAAAAGUUGCCCCUUGAAGAGUUUGUUCAUCAUCAUCCUCUUCUUCUUCUUCUAACUCGAUCGAUCAAUUGGUAUGAGCAUUGGGCAAUCAGAAUCAUGAAAAAGAAGGAAAAAAACAGAGAAAACAUUCAACUGAACAUUCUUUUGAAGAGGCCAUUCUGUAUAGAAAAGAACCAACAAUAGAAAAGGCAAAUGAAAUCCAAUAUUGGUUUUGAAAACAUGAAUGAUCUUGCUGUCAAUGCUUUUCCUUUUCUUUUGCUUCCUGAAAAACACUUUUAAAUGAUUGACAAAGUAGAUAUGGUUGACAAAGUAUACACAAGCAUUAAAACUUUUUUUGCAUUACAAAAGUCAUGCUCUUAUCCUCUCAUUGUGCAAUGUCAACUUUACAUGGUCAGAUUGUGGCCAUUCAAGUAAUCAGUGGCUAAUUAUUUGAUUACUUUCUUAGCCAAACAGCUAACUUAGUUGAAAUUGAAAUGCUACAAGAAGAAAGAUACUAUAAACAUGCUAAUGAUUCACUUUCAGUCAUAAGAAAUGAAUAACUAGAGCAAGAAAAAUAUUUUUGCGACAGUGUGUUUUUCAGUGGUCAGUAGAUACUAAUUGGAAUCACAACCACUCUUGAAUGUUUGUCAUGUGAGAAGAAUAAGCAUUUGUAAUUCACGAGAAGUAUCAUCAGUGCUGCAACCACUUGGAAAAGAACAGGAACUCAGGUGUGAGCCACAAAUCAACAACACAACUAGCACUAUCAAGUUCAAGAUCAACAAAUGAAUGUAUUAUGAAUCUCCUUUCUUCACCAAGUCACUAUC